Molecule: messenger RNA, 2004 nt
Organism: Mixia osmundae IAM 14324
Lineage: Eukaryota; Fungi; Basidiomycota; Mixiomycetes; Mixiales; Mixiaceae
Exons: 9
Coding region: 1-1962 (653 amino acids)
Biological process (GO): amino acid transmembrane transport
Cellular component (GO): membrane
Molecular function (GO): amino acid transmembrane transporter activity
Source: RefSeq, a predicted model, not a curated record
AUGCUGGCUUAUCUCUGCCAUCUGCGCAGACUAGACAAGUGCUAUGCAGUGCACGACGGAACAAUUGAGAACUAUGCAUUCAAAGACUUUCCCGGAGCCACCGACCGGUUUACUCUCGCAGAAUUUUCAUCCUCGACAGUUUUCAUUAAGGAGGCAGGAAGGUCGUUCUUGCCAUCUAGUGUCAACCGGCUCAGUCGCGACACCUGGCCUGCAGAGAACACUUCAACGAUGACAAGCAUCUCCGACGAGGAAAAGCACUACAGCACCGCCGAUCCGUAUGCGGCGGGCAGCGAGCCGGAGAAGCUAGGCAGCAAUACGUACGAUGUCAGCGAGAAGAACGAUGAUUCGCUCGGUCAUCAUGUCGAGCGUGAGGUCAAUGAGGACCACGUCUUCCAUGACCACGGCGAUGGUCACACACAGCGUAACCUCAAGUCGCGCCAUCUCCAGAUGAUCGCUAUCGGCGGCACGAUUGGAACGGGUCUCUUCCUCGGUUCGGGUGGUGCACUCACGAGUGGUGGACCGGUCGGUCUUCUGCUAGGAUACUGCAUCAUGGGCUCCGUCGUGUACAGCAUGAUGGUCGCAUUGGGCGAAAUGUGCACGCUCUACCCCGUCAGCGGAGCCUUCACACACUAUGCAGCCCGCUUCGUCGAUCCGGCGCUCGGCUUUGCGCUCGGAUGGAAUUACUGGUAUUCUUAUGCAAUCACCUUACCUACCGAGAUUACCGCUGCGGCUAUCGUCAUCUCCUACUGGGAUGACACCACCAAUGUCGCCGUCUGGAUUUCAAUUUUCCUCGUCGUCAUCUGCUCGAUCAACUUCUUUGGCGUUCGCUGGUAUGGAGAAAUGGAAUUCUGGUUCUCGCUUAUCAAGGUCAUCGCGAUUGUCGGCUUGAUCAUCCUUGGCAUCGUCAUCGAUCUCGGUGGUGGUCCCAAUCACGAUCGACUCGGCUUCCGUUAUUGGAAGAACCCGGGACCGUUUGUUCAGCAGAAUGACAUUCCGGGCGCAUGGGGUCGUUUUCUCGCUUUCUGGACCGUCUUCGUCCAAGCUGCCUUCUCUUUCCUGGGCACGGAAAUCGUCGCGCUCGCAGCUGGCGAAGCGGCCAACCCUAGAAAGACGGUUCCAAAGGCUAUCCGACGAGUGUUCUACCGUAUUCUACUCUUCUACGUCGGCGGCAUUUUGGUCAUCGGACUGACCGUCCCAUCCAACUCGCCCGAGCUACUGCAGCCGACCGGUCAAGCAGGCACAGCAGCUCAAUCUCCCUUUGUCAUCGCGAUCAACAAUGCCGGUAUCAAGACUUUGCCGUCGAUCAUCAAUGCGGUCAUUCUUGUGUCUGCUUUCUCGGCCGGCAACUCUGAUCUCUAUGCAAGCUCGCGUACGCUGUACGGCCUCGCCUGCGAUGGCAAAGCACCCAGGAUCUUCCGCAAAUGCACCAAGGGCGGUCUACCGAUCUGGUGCCUCAUCAUCACCGUCAUGAUCGGCCCGCUCGCCUACCUCAAUGUCAGCAACAAUGGAACCACUGUGUUCAAUUGGUUCUACAACAUCAGCUCGAUCACUGGUCUCCUCACUUGGUGGGCAAUUCUGCUCACCGCCAUCCGAUUCUACGCGGGCAUCAAAGCCCAAGGCAUCGAUCGAUCCUUGUUCCCAUACAAGGCACCGUUCCAGCCAUACUUUUCGUACUAUGGCUUUGUCAUGCUCAACCUGAUCAUUUUGUUCAACGGCUAUCCCGUCUUCCUAGCGGGUAACUGGGAUGUUCAGAACUUCAUCGUUGCUUACAUCACGUUGCCCAUCUUUGCGAUCUUCUACGUCUUCUGGAAGGUCCUCAAGCGCACCUCUUUCGUUCGUCUCCACGAGAUGGACUUUGAGACUGGCAGACGCGAGCUUGACGAGAUGGACGUCAUUGAAGCAGAAAAGGCAGGAGGCGAGCCAACGACAUGGUAUGGCAAGAUCUGGGCCUGGCUUAUGUAGACACGCACGGGCACAUUGAUUAGAUGGUCACUUAAUGCAGAU